Messenger RNA from Neltuma alba, 2490 nucleotides. Its product is annotated as calcium-dependent protein kinase 26-like. The coding region runs from base 516 to 2072 and encodes 518 amino acids. Lineage: Eukaryota; Viridiplantae; Streptophyta; Magnoliopsida; Fabales; Fabaceae. Gene Ontology annotation, biological process: protein phosphorylation. Gene Ontology annotation, molecular function: ATP binding; protein kinase activity. The transcript has 5 exons. The record is from RefSeq and is a predicted model, not a curated record.
AGGAAGAGGAGGAGGAAAGGUCGCUUCAAUUUCAAAGACAGAAGCGACGAAGCCACCACAAGUAGGGCUUGCCACCACACAAGAGCCCACCGGGGGGGGAGCCCACCGGAGCUGAGAGCCACCACUGCUCCAACGGACUCCUUCUCUUCUCCUUUCUGCUUCGCCUUCUCUUCCUCUCGCUCUUCCUUUCCUCACUCAGAUCAGCUGCUUGGAGAAGGCAAACAAGUCUUCCUGGCCAAAGGGUCAGAUUUUUGGUUUUUAAGUUCGAUAGUUUACUCUCUUGCUUUCCAAAUUCCUGUUGUCGUGUGGAUUACGGUUUGUCUUGUUUAAACACCCACCAAGUUCGGCUUUUUCAAGCGUUUUGACUCUGAAGCGGGAUUUGGUGGAUGACAGUGUGGAAAAGAAAUCAAGGUUGACGUAGGCGCUGAGUAUUGUUGGCUUAAAGUUUCUGCUAGAGAACUAUUGGGGAAAUUCCUCUUGAUAUAUCUGGGUUUGUUGAGGGUCAAAAUAUUGGUAUGGAUGUUGCUAAGAGCAACAGUGGUUCUGAACCUUCAACUUCUUACAGUUGUUUCAAAGUAGCAAAUCUAAGCGAAACAAUACUGGACACUAAGCAGUCUGCAAAUUUGAAGGAUCGUUAUGUUCUUGGCGAGCAGCUAGGUUGGGGACAGUUCGGUGUUAUCAGGGCGUGCACGGACAAGUUGACUGGAGAUGUUCUGGCCUGUAAAUCAAUUGCUAAAGAUAGAUUGGUCACAUCAGAUGAUCUGCGAAGUGUCAAACUUGAGAUCGAGAUAAUGGCUAGGUUAUCUGGCCACCCAAAUGUUGUGGAUCUCAAGGCAGUUUAUGAAGAGGAGGAUUUUGUGCAUCUGGUGAUGGAGCUUUGUGCUGGAGGUGAGCUAUUUCACCGGCUAGAGAAGAAUGGACGAUUUUCUGAAUCUGAAGCCCGGGUUCUUUUUAGGCACCUUAUGCAGGUGGUUUUGUAUUGUCAUGAAAAUGGGGUUGUUCAUAGAGAUUUGAAGCCUGAGAACAUUCUCUUAGCAACAAGAGCCUCCUCAUCUCCGAUUAAAUUGGCAGAUUUUGGGCUUGCAACUUACAUCAAGCCUGGACAAAGUUUGCAUGGGUUAGUAGGGAGUCCAUUCUAUAUAGCCCCAGAGGUGCUUGCAGGUUCAUAUGACCAGGCUGCUGAUGUUUGGAGUGCAGGUGUCAUUCUUUACAUUCUACUUAGUGGGAUGCCUCCGUUUUGGGGUAAGACCAAGUCACAGAUCUUUGAAGCUGUUAAGGCGGCUGACUUGAGGUUCCCAUCUGAACCUUGGGAUCACAUUUCUAAAUCAGCCAAGGAUUUGAUUAAGGGAAUGCUCUGCACAGAACCUUCUCGAAGGCUCACUGCUCAGCAGGUCUUAGAUCAUUGCUGGAUGGAGAGCAAUCAAACAAAUCCUGAACAACUAAUUGAAUGUGACAUCCAAAGUUGGGGUGAAUGGGAUGUCGGUGAUAGCUCAUUCUCUGUCCCCUUUAUGCCCAGGAAUCAGGACAUCAGCUUUGGCGCUGAAUCUCUCGCUUGUGAUGCUCAAUCACCAACUUUCACAUGCAGAUCAUCAUUUUCUUCAUUUCUGAUGGAACCAUCGACUCCUUGUUCAGCUUUGGGUGGGUUUUCAUUUCAGAGUCCCAGUGAUUCUGCUGGUUUGGACUUCUCUUCUCCUGUUUCUUCAAUGCCUAGCUUUGCAUUUCUUAGCGCCAAUUCUGUUGUUGAGAAAAGGAGCUGUACAUUAGAGUUCUCAACUGAUGAAUCUGUCCAGGCAAUUGUUGAAGCAGAAUCAAGCUUGGGAAAACUACUUCUAUCACCAGAUUCUGCUCUUUGUUGUGGACCGGACAUUAAAGCAAGUAAUCGGAAGCCAAUGGACACUAAAAGGGCAGGUGGUAACAAUGGGCAUAGGGUUUUAGGAAUCCACAGCAAGAGAAACCGAACUAUCGGACUAGGUGAACGUGAGCAACUUGACAUUGUGGUGACUGAAUCCGUCAUUCGAUGGUCAUCGUGCACUCAACUCCCGACAUCUCUUAGGUCAUCUCUUGUAUGUUGAAAACACAAUGGCUUGUUGACAGAUUAAUUAAAAGAGUGCUUGAUGCAGUGUCCCAAGUUGGCAUGCCCGUGGAAGUUUUGCCUCCCUAACAUGUACAUGUUAUGUAUCUGUAUUUGAGUCAGGGUUGCUGUCUCUGUUUGAUGUUAGUUUUUAGAUUAGAUUUGGCGGCAAUUUGGUGAUGAUAUGUUUUCAUAUCAGGUAGAAGUUGUCUGAUUUUCUUCACCUUGUUUUUCUUUUUUCACCUUGGAAUGUCUAUUCUAUUCCCAUGAGUGUGAGGGAAAAUGGCAGUUUGCCUUGUUUGUAAAGGAAAGGUGUUUUGAUAGACAUAGUUAUCAAUAUCAUAACCUAGUGUUUUUGUAACUCAACUCUUCAAGCUUCUGUUCAUAUUUAGCCCUUCUGCCUUUCAAGUUUGACCAAA